Athene cunicularia (burrowing owl) is the source of this 6304-nucleotide messenger RNA. It is a transcript of the gene ARID3B, whose product is annotated as AT-rich interaction domain 3B. Gene Ontology annotation, cellular component: nucleus. The record is from RefSeq and is a predicted model, not a curated record. Gene Ontology annotation, molecular function: DNA binding. The transcript is spliced from 9 exons. Gene Ontology annotation, biological process: regulation of transcription by RNA polymerase II. Bases 206 to 1897 code for a protein of 563 amino acids. Lineage: Eukaryota; Metazoa; Chordata; Aves; Strigiformes; Strigidae.
UGGGCUGAGGAGGGGUGGCGCGGGUGUGGGGGGGGAAGGAAAGAGGUUGUGUUGCGGGCGGAGCCGAGGCGGCCGCGCACGGGCCGGCAGCGACCCGCUCCCGGGGCCCGCGGGAGAUUCUGCCAAUCUCCCAAGGUCGGGGCUUGAACCCUGCCAGAUAAAGUCAAAAACGCCCCCCUCUUUUCCCAGCCAUGCAAACUGCGGGAUGAAGCUGGAAGCUGUGGUCGAGCAGCUGCAGAAGCAGCAGCAGAAGCAGCAAACACCUCUGCAGAUGGAUUCCAGGGAGAGACAGCAGAGGCAGAUGAGAGAAGCCCAGCUGCUCUACACCCAGCAGCUGGCUGUGCAGCAGGCUGUCCUAGCAGCCACAUCUGGCAGGGCUUCGGGCGGCUCUGCUGUUGGUCCCUUGGCCAGAGGCCCGUCUGCAGCGGGAGCUACACGGGCUUUUGAUCAAAGCAGCAUGAAUUCGGAGCCAGAAGAGGAGGAGGAGGAUGAAGAGGAGGAUGAAGAGGAGGAGGAGGAGGAGGAGGAAGAAGGGGCUUUGGAAGGUGUCGAUCUUGAGGAUGGUGCUGAUGUGACUGGAAAACAAAGCUGCUCUGCUCUGAAAUAUUUUCAUGCUCCCAAAGUUGCCCAUCACAACCAAAGAGUGGCCUCUACCUCUAAUCCUCUUCCAGCUUCAGGGCACCAGCGGGGACAGCAGGGCAAAGAAGAACAGGGUAAAGACACUACUAAGCAACCGUAUUGCGGUUCCCCGUCUGGACGCCAGAACUGGCGGUUGGACGAGCAGCUCAAACAGAAUGGCAACGUGACCUGGAGUGAUGAAGGUGAUGGAUGCAGAGGAAGAGAAAUUUCAAGAGACUUUGCCAAGCUCUAUGAACUGGAUAGUGACCCUGAACGGAAAGAGUUCCUGGAUGACCUCUUCAUCUUUAUGCAGAAGAGAGGAACUCCGAUCAAUAGGAUCCCCAUCAUGGCAAAGCAGAUCCUGGAUCUCUACAUGCUCUAUAAGCUGGUGACGGAGAAAGGAGGGCUGGUGGAAAUCAUCAACAAGAAGAUCUGGCGAGAGAUCACCAAAGGCCUUAAUCUGCCCACCUCCAUCACCAGUGCUGCGUUCACCCUUCGAACUCAGUACAUGAAGUACCUAUAUGCCUAUGAAUGUGAGAAGAAAUCCCUCAGUUCUCCUGCUGAGCUUCAGGCUGCAAUCGAUGGCAACAGGCGGGAAGGCAGGCGGCCCAGCUACAGCUCCUCUUUGUUCAGCUACUCGCCCACCACCACAGGGCCUCCUUCCCUCCUUUCUCCCCCAAAGAUUCGCUUCCCCAUCAUCGGUGUCGCGCCAGGCAGUGGGACCAGCAAUCCUCGGGUGUCUCCAGCAGCUGCGGUCAGAAAAGGUGAUGGUGUGCCCUUGACUGUGUCUAUGCCAAAUCGUAUUGCUGUGCCAGUGACCUUGGCUAGCCAGCAGGCAACUGUGGCAGCAAGAACAGCCACCCUGGAGCAGCUGAGGGAGAGACUGGAGUCAGGAGAGCCUCCAGAGAAGAAGGUCUCGCGGAUGACGGAGGAGGAGCAGCGGCUUGUCCAGCAGGCUCUUCAGCGCAACCUGUUCAGCAUGGCACGGCAGAUCCCCAUGAAGAUCAAAAUCAAUGGCAAGGAAGAUAAACCAGACUCGGCGGCAGCAGCAGCACUGAAUUUGUCACCUAACGGCAUUGGGAGUAUUAACAUGUCGGUGGAGAUUAACGGCACAAUUUACGCUGGAGUGCUCUUCGCCCAGAAGCCAGUUGUCCAUCUCAUUGCAGGCUCCAGCACCCAGAGUUCCUGCAGCAGCAGCAGCAGCUCCCACUGCUCUCCCAGCCCUACCUCAUCCCGGGGAACCCCCAGCGCAGAGCCCUCCACCAGCUGGUCUCUCUGAUGGUCGGUCGAGCCUGCUGUCUCUCACACUGGCCUCCGGCAGCUCUUCCUCUCUGCUCUUGGCAGGGAGCGAGCCAGGAAGGAGUCGCACAGAUUACCUCAUCUCAAGGAACCUGCUUUUGUGGUUGGCCAACGGCAAGAUGAUGAUGAUGCUGAAACCUUUCCAUGCCAGCGAGUUUUUCUUCGUCGUCUGUUUGUCCAGCCUUUUUCUUUGUUCUCCCCUUUCUUCCUCCCUUUUGCUUUUUGUUUUCUUCCUCCUCCUCCCAGGGUUUGCUGUGUUCCUGUUGGGGGGUGGGAUAUGGAGGUGGGGGGCAUGCCUGGCGUUUUUCAAUCAGGGAUCAUCUCUAGGAGCUGCGGGUGGAGAGAUGGCUGAGACGUCACCAAGGCAGGUGGAAAGAGCUGGAGCCGGGGGAGGGAAACUUGGUUCUCCUCGAACCAGUAGCCACAAGGACUCUUCCCACAAAACAGCUCAGUGUAUUGACAAUCCUAAGAGCCAGCGGGGUGGCUUGCCCCUGUCCUCCCGUGGCUUGUGCUGCAGAAGGCCAUGUGGCUGCAGAGCAGGCGAGCUUCCUCGCUUCCCUUCAGGCUCUGUUGUGGUCCGGUGUUUGUAUGUCCUCCCCUAGAACACAUGCUCUUGGCUCGUGAGCAUCCUUUCCCCUUUCUGAGGUCUUGGUGAGCGGGGGGAAGGACUUUCUCACUGCUGUGUUUGACCCAUAGACACAUUAAAAACCUCUCAAUCAGCUGCUUCGUUCUCCUGGCUGGUCCUGGCCUCUCCCCUACUGUUGCCGCCUUCAGGCUUUCAGCCAAGUUUUAAAUCCCCUCAACCUUGUCCUUGAGGAACUCAUCCCACUGACAUUUACCCUGGCAGCCUGAAUUUACUGUGGCUUGGUGUUUCUUUGCUCCUCUGCCCCCUUGACACGAAAGGGCUCUCAUUUAGGUUGAGCUCAGCUUCCUGGAGCAACUUCCUUCUCGUAAGGUGUCAUUCAGUAGCUGCUGGAAGCUCUCCGCAUCCGUGUGCUGAGAAAAUAGAAGAUGAGAUUUGAAAUCUUAACUCCGUUAAGUGGGGCCAUGGGGGUGUGCAGGUAUUGCGGUUAAUGUUACACGUGCGUCUUUUCGCUGGUCUCUGAAACCAGCCUGCAGAAGCCCAGUCCCCUUCAGAUUGUACGUGAGUGAGAAGAAAGUGGAUCUCAGUUGAGUAAGACCUUCUGUUCUACGUGGAAGCAGAGAAAAGGAAAACAAGCCUUUCCUUGCCCUUUCCCCUCAAGCCUCCAGCUGAAAGCAAGUGAAGGCUGGCCCUGGCUCUCCUGUGUCUGGAGCCAGCCAAGCUGACUUAGUGACCCCAUGGACUCAGCUCCUGCUCAGGUGGCCUCAUCCUGUCCCCUCUCUUCUGGCCUUUCCCACAUAUGCUUUCCCCAGCUUGGAGAUCAGGUCCAAGCACCAUCCAUCCUGCCCUGGUGACGUCCUUCCCAUCCUCCAGGCCCAAGUCAGGUUUUUUUGAGCAGUUGAAAUACCUCAGAUAUGUACUUGUUGUUGGGUUUUUUGUUUGUUUGGGUUGUUUUUUUUAACCUCUUCAGGAAGUAUUGGCAUAUCUUAUUGCUUGUUUUUUUAUAUGUGGUUUUGCUGACAUUGUGUUGUUUGUUUUUUAUUUUUAAUUGUAUCACCAAAGACAGGAAAAAAAAAAGGCUGAGCAAAGGAGCAGUGGCUUCCCCAUCCUUUAGGCCAGCAGAAGACAAGCUGAACAGCAUUGUCUCAGGACAUGUGCAUGACACAGGUAGAGGUAGGAACAGAGAGCAAGAGUGACUGCUUACUUAAAAGAUCUGUCCUUUGUGUUGGACACAAGGGUGUCUCUGAAGUCCCUAUUAUUUUUCUGAGCUCCAGGAUCUGUUCUUACUUUAGCCAGGCUGCUCAGUGCAGCGGGGCAGUGAUGGCACCGCUUAUGCUACUGACUGGCCGAGCCUCUCGCAGGAAGGUGGUUUCUGGCCCCUGGAAGCACAGCUUGGUCUCAUGGUGCUGCACCCAACCCCCUCUUCAGCUGUGCUGGGACUUUGCUAUCCCAGACCCAGCUAAUUGUGUCUGUGAUCAGAUGAGGCCAUGCUGAGCAGCCUUUGAGAGAGGCACCAAAAUAAGAAGCUGCUCUAGUUUUUCACCUGUAUGUAGGUGCCUGUGUAGUAACCACCUGAGCUAGUAGGUAUAUUACAAUCUAAGUGAAAACCAUGUUGUAACUCCAGAGGUUCGGCCUGCAAAAAAUCUGUUUCCUGGAGUGUGCUGGGUGAGUUGCCAUGUGUCAUGGCAGUAAGAGGAGUCACCGUUUGUGUGCUGCCCCAGGUGAGCAGAGCUGGUGGGAGUGUUUAGCUCUCUGCAGGAUGGGAGGCUCGAGGUGCUGUGCUUGGUAGAGGCUGUGCCUGCCUGCCUGCACUGCUGAGCCCAGGCUUAGCCUAGAAGAGUGGCUUGGUUAUGGCUGGAAUAGUUAAUUGCUUAUUUUAUACUACUGAAAAGAGCAUGGCUUUAAAAGUCACCGGGCCAGAUACUACUACAGGAAAAGCCCUGUCAGCAGCCGGAGGAUUGGACUUAAAAAUAUACAUAGAAAACAAAAUGAAUAAUCCUUCCUUUAAACUCUCAAAUGUCAGGUUCUCCUUUUUUAAUCCCCCAGCACUACUUGGCUGGGCCACUGCUCUGUCCUUGGGAGCUGAGGUUUAUGUAAGCCACAGGCAGGACCUCCUGGUUGCAAGAGGCUCUAUGCUCUAUAGGUUAGUUUAUGCACGAUGAUUUGAGUUAUCCUGCUGCUCGGCAGUGUGAGGAUUUGGUGGGCAGAGGAGGAGGAAGGUGGGUGAGAAUGCACAUGUCUUACGACGGGUGCUGCUCCCAGGGGUCCCAUCUCCAGCUGCUGCCAGCGGGAGCAGUGACCACUCGCCCACCGGGCCGGGGAAGCGGAGCUGCUCUUUGGCUGCAGGGCGUUUGCUUGGCAGAUCCCGCAGGCCUCCACAGCAUUUCAUCCUCGCAGGCUUGAAGAGGAUUUUCCAGACUCUGGGGCUCGUUCAGAUUGGGUUUUUUUUUCCCUUUUUUGUUUUCUUUUGGUUGUUUGGGGUUUUUUUCCAUUUGGGGGUGGGGUUGGGGGCUGUUUCCUACAAGUGGGACUGGGGCACUUUUUGCUUUUCCUUAUGCUUUCUUCUCUGGUCCUGGGGAGCAGAGGUUAGUAAUGGGUGGUUUUGCUUAUGUAUCACAUGCUAACAUUGUGUUUUCUUGCACAGAAAGGCACUCGAAUCACUGAACUGCUAAACAGCUUUGACACUACUAGAGUAUUAAUGUUUAUAAGCUUUACACAACUAGACUGGAAAUAGACAGGGACUAACAGAUUGUUUUGUAUCCAAUUCAGGGAAAGAAUCAAGUUGGGAUGUGUAACAGAUACCUCAGUAAAAAUAAGCUGCAACAAUAAACUGGUCCUUGCUCAGUACACAUUGCAAGGACCAGCCAUUCAGACUGUGAAGAGUAACCCUUCCCCUAAGCCUGGCUUUGAUACUGGCAGUUGGCUUAAUGCGUGUUUCGCUGAACUCCAGAUCUCCUACUGAGCUGCCAGGCUUUGGCGACAGGGUUAUGGAAACCAGCAGCAGAGACGGGGCGGAGGAGCCGGGAGCCGGGGAAGGCUGAGCAAGGGCAAGGGUGGCAGAUCCCCCCCCUCUCCCCGGCUCCGCUUCAUUUCACUCGACCGUGUUCGAUUGUAUAGUACUCAGGGGUUUUGAUACUGCGGGUAGGACUGUUUCUUGCGUGAAGUGCUCCGCUUUGCAGUGUGGCUAAUUCUUUCAACUCCAGACCAGCGAAGGUUUUGCAGUGAGCAGCCAAAAAAAAAAAAGAAAAAAGAAAAAAAAGAGCCCCCAGCUUGCUUCUGUGCAGCCUUGAUGCUCCUGUUUCAGGGGGAAAUUUGCCAGCUGGGUUUGAUGCCCAGCUGGGGUGGGAAAAAAAAAAAAAGAAAAAAAAGAAAAAAAACAAACCUGCUUGUCCUCUUCCAGCAGAUCCCAGUUUAUGCUGGGAAGGCACAAAGAUUGUGAGCUGGGAAAAGAGGGAAGAGGUGAGGGGGAGGCUGCGCACCUGCUCGGCUCCCAAAGUGAAUGUGAAUGUGUCACACCAAGUCCUUUUGGUCGCUGCCUGCGUGUGUGUGUGUGUGCUCCAAAUGGAUUCAGAUCAGAAGAUGUUUUCACCAAACAGCUGCAGCAGCCUUGCUACUAGUUUUCUUACCUAUUUAAAAAAAAAAAAAAAAUAAAUAAAUAAAAAAAAAGAAAUGUGAUAGCCUAGGCGGUGGAUAAAUACCUCAACGUCUCCUUCCAACAAGUGUCUGUAUAUGUUGUUGUUGGGUUUUUUCUAUCUUACACAUUAUCUGAAUGUUUAUAUUCCAAUAAACUUCUACCUCUUCACA